Molecule: messenger RNA, 4413 nt
Organism: Trichosporon asahii var. asahii CBS 2479
Lineage: Eukaryota; Fungi; Basidiomycota; Tremellomycetes; Trichosporonales; Trichosporonaceae
Exons: 1
Coding region: 1-4413 (1470 amino acids)
Source: RefSeq, a predicted model, not a curated record
AUGCCGCCGACCCUCGUCGAGCGGCGGCGAGCGACGCCAUACGACAGACCAAAGCAACAACGACACCACCGACGAACAAACAGCCAGUCGCAAACGCACAGGCGCACGCCCUCGGAUCCUGCUCUGGUUUUCGGGGCCGCCCAACGUUUUGAGGCACAAGCCACGGGCCCGAGAGAGAUCGACCACUGUCACUGGGAGUCUCUGGCUGAGCUCAGGCUGAAAACUUUCUAUGCUCAGCUACCUGUCGCUGAGGACCCGGAAACGCCAAGUGUCUACCUUGCCAACUUGGAGGCGAAGGACAAGAUCCUCGAUGCGCUCAGCCUCAAUCGGGGACUGAAGCGCACUUUGUCGCUCGCCUCUUCGACGGAAAACGGAGAGGAGGGCACGCAAGUUGAGGACCACAGUGAGCUCGAUGUGCCAUUCGUGGCGUCCCCAACCGGCCUUGAGGCUGAGCAGCCAACAAUUGUCCAGGCAGUGCCGUGCAUUCAACAGCCGCCAAGGCCAACUGCACUUUCCGUGCCAGCAUGGUUUCGGCCGCAGAGCCCAUUAUCGCCACAGAGUUCAAACAGCCCUACGACACCGCCGCCACUUCUCAUCCAGAGCUUGGCUGGCAGCCCCGAGUCCAUGAUGCAGCCUGAGCAGUUUGAUGGUGAAGACAAUUCCGAAGACGCCGAGGCUGGUCAGCAUCCUGAAGAGCAUGCAGAGGAAGAAGACGAGGACGCCGAAGGGGAGACCGACGAUGAAGCCCGUGAUGAAGGCGAGACUGGAGCUGAGCAAUCGUGGGGCUACCACUUGCAGUGCACGCACACUUCUGCUUCGGCGCAUCUCCGGCAACUCCUGUCCGCCCGACACCGCAUCAGGACGAUCUAUGGCCCCUCAUCCGCCUUUGAACAGCUCGAUAUCGUGUCCACCACGCCCGUUGACCCCCGUCGCGACUAUCGUGUCACCCCAACCCUGCCUCCAACGCUGGCGGAGACUUACGUCCAGCUCCGGCGCAUGCUGCAGCGGCCCUUCCCAAACAGAUCGCACUUCAAAACCAGAAUCCAGCACACUCUCGCUCUCAAAACAGCACUUCCUAAGCUGCAAUCAGUGUGUAGCAACUGCGCGGAGUUAGAGCCGGAGUUGGCAGUGACCCUGGCGCUGCUGGAUGCGCGAAUUCGCGAUCAGUCUCAGCGGCUUAGGAUAGCCUACGCGCAGGUUGUGUGCGGGGCCAACAGUGACCGGGUUGUAUGGGCUGAGAGCCGCGGAGAGAUUCCCCCAACGCCUCCAAUCUCCAUGGAAGCUGGGCCAAGUAAGAAGAGGAGGAAGACGACGACGAAGAGGGACGAGGACGAGCAGCCCAAAGCCCAAGCUCAAGGGGGACACAAGGGCAAGUGGCACCUGAGCGACUUUGCACCCCAGUCACCCCCGGAGCCGCAGGUGCCACCGCAGAACAAGAACGCUCGCGACGCAGCUGCUGCGACACAACGUGCCAUGGAAUUGGGGGCGAACACACCAGCUUCUGCUUCUGCAUCCGUCACACAGCAGCAUGCACAGCGCGCACAGGCGCAGACCCAGGCGCAGCCGCCGAUCACCGCCCCCGCCCCUUUAGCUAUCUCUAUUGUGCCCUCCACCGUCAUUGUCCCCACCACCAUGGACAACAACAGCAACAAACCCAUCAGCGCAUACCGGAAACGCAAGGCUCGCAAGCUCCAGAAGCAAAAGGAGGAAGAAGAGGAAGAACGUCUCCGCAUCUCUCUCGAACGCACUCAGCGCGAGCGAGAACUGCACGGCAUGUCGGUGCCGCCUAUAUCAUCUGGACAGCCGACAUCCAACCUUCCACCUUCGACCUCUCAGGCUUCGAUGACGCAACAGCAGCCCCAGCUUCCAGCAGCAAGCCAAGCCCGCCUUGCCGCCUUCGAGGCCAGGAUUAUGAGUGCCGGCCCGCCGGCCAAUACUGAGGCAGAACACUUAGUUCGGGCCCAGCUCGAGCGCAUGCGCAACUCGGCCUCGGCAUCUACCCCGCGUGCUGGUGCCACCUCAAUGACAGAACCGCAUCAAGAUUUGUCCCAGUCUCACGCUACCCAGAGAGCCCGGAUGCAGCAAGUCCUGGCUCGGCAGGCUCAGGCCCAGCAACAGGUCGAGCAGCUGGCCCAGCUUGCACAGCUGCCUCAGGCCCAGGUGGCCACGUCACAGACACACACACCGCCGUCCCAGCCUCCCCAGGUCACCUCGGCCAUGAUCCAGCAAGCGGUGCAGCAGAUCCGGCAGACACACAUGCAGCAAGCACAACAGCCCACGCAGCCCACGCAGCAGGCGCAACAGCAGUCAAGGCGCGAGCUCGGUCUCGGACGGCCAGUGAAGCGGCGCCGCUUCGAAACGACCGACAGCGCGAGGGAGGUCAACCAGCUUCUCGACCCUUCCAUGGGUUCGGUCAAUGCCGUGGAAUCACAGCUGCAGCCGUCCUUCGCGACUCAGGCGAGCUUCACGACCCAGCCCAGCUUUGCGAGCACGGCGCCGAGCGAGGCGCAGAGGAGUCAGGUGGAGCAGAUGCUCCAGUAUGCCCAGCAGCCGUACCAACAGCAGCUGCGUCCUCUCGACCCGCUCGGUAGCUCGAUAACGCCCCAAGGGGGUAGCGGAUGGGGCGGGUCUGUUCGCCAGUCUCAACAGCCAGCUCAACAGGCUCAGCAGUCCCAGAGUGGCUUUUCAGGCUUCACGAGCCAGCAGCCAGCCCGCGUGGCUCCUCCUCGAUCCGCUCAGUUGUCCGAAUACGACAAACUGACCGAGGAGCAGCUCAAGAAUCGUCUCCGCCAGCAGAUCCUCCGUGGAGAACCUAGCGAUUACCUGCCCCUCGCGCAGCUCUUGGGGCAACAGCAGGCGCCGACGCCUCCGAUGCACCACCCGACGCCGUCAUAUCCGGCCACGGCCGCUGGGCCCUCGAAUACGCCGGGACUCAUCCCGACCCCGAUGCCGAGUAGCCGUCACCCGACGCCGGGCAGUGGACAUCCCACGCCCAGUGCUCAGCACCUCACCCCAAGCAACAACCUGACCCCCGGCUCGGGAGCUGGCUAUCCCGGCAGUCGACAGAUGACUCCCACACAGCUUCAGCGCAGUCCUCAGCCAAACCGGCAGCUCAGUCAGCAGCUCACCCCCGCCCACCCCCUGCAGCCCAGUCCUCAACCAAGCCAGCAGUUCAGCCAGCAGCCAACAGGCGGGAAGACCCAUCCGUUCAUCGACUGGGUCCGCGGUCUGGAGAAGACAGAAGAGCGGGUCGAGUUUCUCGACCACUGGAACGAGACCUGGAACAGGCAGUAUGCGGAGGAGGAGCGGGUGAGGAUGUCCGUUGCUCCUCGGCCUCAGUCUCAGACUCAGCCUCAGCCUCAGCAGCAGCCUCAACUCCCACCUCCGCCGCAGCUGCAGCAGCUGCAACAGACGCAACAACAACAGUUCCAGCCAACGCAGCAGAUCCCGCCCCAGCUCGCUCAACCUCAGCCUCAGCCCCCGCUCGCCCAGCAACCUCGGGCCGAGACGCAGCCUACAGAGGUCCGCACGCCGACACUCCAGGAGUUGGACGGCUUACUCGCCUUGCUGAACAGCGUGGCUCCAACCUCCCAAGAUGCGGGUCCGCAGGAUGCCGUUCAGCAAUACGACUUUGGCGCUUUCGGCGGGUCCGACCUCCUCGCGGGCUUCCCUCAGCAGACCGAGCAGUCGCAGCUUCUCCCUGUUCAAGCUCAGCAAACAGCCCAGCGCCAGCCAGUUCCUCAGCAACAGGUCCAGCAGGCUCAGCAGGUCCAGCAGGUCCGGCAGCAGCCGGUUCAGUUCCAGCAGGGUCAGUAUCAGCCUCAGCAGGAUCAGUACCAGCAGAGUCAGUCACUGCCUCCUCAGCCAACAUACGCCUCGUCGCUGGGUCUGCUUCUCCAGCCUCCAAGCACCCCGUCUCAGCCCGUGGCUCAACCUCCUCAACCUCCUCAACCUCAAACUCCUCAGCCUCCUCCAGCGCCUCCAGCGGCUUCAGCGCCUCCAGCUCCCACCGUCCCGGCAACAAACCCAGUCGACGACGAAGCCCCUCGGCUCGUGUACAACCCCGACGGCACGCGCAGCAUCAUCGCCCACCUCUCAAGUGGCACGCGGCGAGAGCUCCGCUUCCAAGUCGCCCCGGGGCAGAGCGACGCCGACGCGCUCGCCAUGGCGCGGUACUGGGUCCAGAUCGGGAAUGGGCUGAGUACGACGGUCGCGCUCCCUUCUGUCCCCGCCGGUUCGGCUACGACUGGCAUGCCGACAGCUAGUGUCUCGGCUGCGCAGAGGGGGAAGAGGAAGCGCGAGGAAGAGGAUAAGGAGGAGGAAGAGGAUGAGGAUGAGGACAGCGAGGAGGAGGAUGCAGAGGGGGAGAGUGAUGGGGAGAGCGAGGAUGCCGAGGGCAGCGAUGAGGAGUAG